Dipodomys spectabilis (banner-tailed kangaroo rat) is the source of this 1095-nucleotide messenger RNA. Its product is annotated as zinc finger protein 2 homolog. The record is from RefSeq and is a predicted model, not a curated record. The transcript is spliced from 2 exons. NCBI's taxonomy places the organism in Eukaryota, Metazoa, Chordata, Mammalia, Rodentia, Heteromyidae. The annotation marks the transcript as partial.
CAGAGAACACACACAAGAGAGAAACCUUAUGAAUGUAACAUGUGUGGAAAGUCUUUCUUCUGGAAGGCAUAUCUUACUAGACACCAGAGAACACACACAGGAGAGAAACCUUUUGAAUGUAACAUGUGUGGAAAGUCUUUCUUCUGGAAGACAUGCCUUACUGUCCACCAGAGAACACACACAAAAGAGAAACCUUUUCAAUGUAACAUUUGUGGAAAAUCUUUCAUAUGCAAGACAUAUCUUACUAGACACCAGAGAACACACACAGGAGAGAAACCUUAUGAAUGUAACAUGUGUGGAAAGUCUUUCACCCAGAAAUCGAUGCUUACUCACCACCAGAGAACACACACAGGAGAGAAACCUUAUGAAUGUAACAAGUGUGGAAAGUCUUUCACCUGGAAGACAUACCUUACUGUCCACCAGAGAACACACACAAAAGAGAAACCUUUUGAAUGUAACAUUUGUGGAAAGUCUUUCUCCUGGAAGGCAUAUCUUACUCUCCACCAGAGAACACACACAGGAGAGAAACCUUAUGAAUGUAACAAGUGUGGAAAGUCUUUCAUCCAUAAAUCAAUGCUUACUCGCCACCAGAGAACACAUAAUAGAGAGAAAUCUUAUGAAUGUAACGUGUGUCGAAAGUCUUUCACCGAGAAAUCAAACCUUACUCGCCACCAGAGAACACACACAAAAGAGAAACCUUUUGAAUGUAACAUUUGUGGAAAGUCUUUCUCCUGUAAGGAAUAUCUUACUCUGCACCAGAGAACACACACAGGAGAGAAACCUUAUGAAUAUAAGAUGUGUGGAAAAUCUUUCACCAGGAAAUCAAAUCUUAAUCUCCAUCAGAGAACACAUACUAGAGAGAAACCUUUUGAAUGUAACAUUUGUGGAAAGUCUUUCUCCUGCAAGGCAUAUCUUACUCUGCACCAGAGAACACACACAGGAGAGAAACCUUAUGAAUGUAAGAUGUGUGGAAAAUCUUUCACCAAGAAAUCAACUCUUAAUCUCCAUCAGGGAACACAUACUAGAGAGAAAACGUAUGAAUGUAACUUGUGUUGAAAGUCUUUCACCCAUAAAGGUAACCUUACUAUGCACCAG